UGGUUGACUAUAAUGUAUUAAAAUGAAAUGUCAUUAAAGUCAUUAUAAGGCACUAAAAUCUAAAUGCACUGCGAUGCGUUCGUUUUCUGGUGGUAUAACUCGCAAGAACGUAUCCAGCUCCCCUUGUGCUACCUGGGAGAAAAUGGAAUAUGAGUCAAGAUGGCAGGAAGUCCAGCCUUGGUUAUGCGCCUGGUCGCCUCGGCCUUCGCUGUGGCCGAGCGGGCAGGGAGCAUUGUGAGGAAGGUGAUGCACAGUGGGGACCUCGGCAUUGUGGAGAAGACAGGAGCCAGUGACUUGCAAACCCUGGCAGACCGCCUUGUUCAGAAGAGCAUCUGUGCGUCCCUGUCACGACGCUUCCCAAAAAUUACCAUCAUUGGGGAGGAGGACCUGCCUUCUGAAGCUGUGGAAGAGGACCUGAUAGAGAGCGGGCAGGCUGGUGACAUCCUGCAGAAGGUUUGCCCGGCAGAGUAUAGCGACAUAAGGGAGGAGGAGCUCGUGGUGUGGGUUGAUCCUCUGGAUGGGACCAAAGAGUACACUGAAGCGGCGGUCAGCCUGAAUGGAGCAGCUCCUCACACAUGGCCACCACACACCGCGCUGGGGGCUCUGCGGCACGGCACAGCUCUGUGCCUCCUGGAUCAUGUGACUGUACUGAUUGGCAUCGCAUACGACGGGAAAGCUAUAGCCGGUGUGAUUAACCAGCCCUUCUUCAACUACCAGCUGGGUCCAGGGGAGAGCCUGGGGAGGACUUUGUGGGGCAUGCUGGGAUUGGGGGCCUUCGGGUUUGAGCUGAAAGAGGUACCGGGAGGACGACGCAUCAUCACCACCACUCGUUCCCACAGCAACAAACUGGUGACGGACUGUGUGCAGGCCAUGGAACCACAUGAGGUCAUCAAAGUGGGCGGGGCUGGAAAUAAGAUCAUCCAGCUGGUGGAGGGCAAGGCUUCCGCCUACGUCUUCGCCAGCCCGGGAUGUAAGAAGUGGGAUACGUGUGCCCCAGAGGCCCUUCUCCACGCCGUGGGGGGAAAGCUGACGGACAUGCGUGGCAGGCCGUACCGUUACCAUGCCGACGUGAAGCAUAUGAACUCGGCUGGAGUGCUGGCCACACUCAGGGAUCACCAGUACUACAGCAGCAGGGUCCCAGAGUCCGUGCUGCAGGGCCUGCCAUCUGACUGAGGCAUCGUGGGUAAUAAUGAGGCCUGUUCAGGGCCUCACUUUGACCCAGAGAGUGACUGUCCCGCUUAUACAUAUUUUUGUUACUCCACAUAGGAAAUAAUCACAGAAUAAAACAAAUGCAGAUUUCAUAAUUGCUGACACAUUCACCGUGUCAGGCAGCUUCACACAAAUUACCAGCGGUAUCGUAUCCCACUUUAUUUUGUAAUGUAAGUGAUGACACUAGUAUCACAAGACAGAAUAGAAAGCAGUACAGAAAAACACAGGGGGUUUUGCUUCUCCAGCCCCGUAGCUUACAGCACUCUUCCAUUUAUACAGAGGCAGCCUUACUUAAAACUCCACAGCUCGAGGAAAUGGGAGAGAAAAAAAAAAAACACAAAACAUAGAAAGACAAGGAGCAAGCAACAAAAAUCACUUAAAUGGACCCUGAAGAGUGCCAUGCAGACGUGAAAUUAUUGUGUGUGCCAACAUGUGAGUGUGUGAUCAAAACUGAGAAAUAAAUCCAGAUGGGUCAGA
Brienomyrus brachyistius is the source of this 1686-nucleotide messenger RNA. RefSeq names its product bisphosphate nucleotidase 1 (gene bpnt1). NCBI's taxonomy places the organism in Eukaryota, Metazoa, Chordata, Actinopteri, Osteoglossiformes, Mormyridae. The record is from RefSeq and is a predicted model, not a curated record. The coding region runs from base 160 to 1173 and encodes 337 amino acids. Gene Ontology annotation, biological process: phosphatidylinositol phosphate biosynthetic process. The transcript is spliced from 10 exons. Gene Ontology annotation, molecular function: 3'(2'),5'-bisphosphate nucleotidase activity.